Molecule: messenger RNA, 1326 nt
Organism: Oncorhynchus nerka (sockeye salmon)
Lineage: Eukaryota; Metazoa; Chordata; Actinopteri; Salmoniformes; Salmonidae
Gene: lcmt2
Product: leucine carboxyl methyltransferase 2
Biological process (GO): wybutosine biosynthetic process; tRNA methylation
Molecular function (GO): tRNA methyltransferase activity; protein binding
Source: RefSeq, a predicted model, not a curated record
AUGGUGACGGUGGAGGGUGGGGCCUCCCAAUACACUACGUAUUACACUACACACAAGAGAGAGAAGCCCCAAGUGGAAGAGUCUCUUAGUGGGGCAGAUCUGAGUUCUCCUACCCUGCUAUUGUCUGAAGUGGUGCUCACCUACAUGGAGACACAAUUGUAAUUGUACUUAUUCUCUUGACCCUGGUCGGAUGCUGUUAUUGGCUGGGCUGCGAGGCUCCUCCCCAAGUUGCCAUUUGUGAUGUACGAAUAGAUCAGCCCCCACAACCCCUUUGGUCGAGUCAUGCACGACCACUUCCUGAAGCUCAGCUCCACCUUGCACUCGCUCAGACACUACCCAGACAGGACUGCACAGUGUUGUCUACAUGGUUGGGAACAGUGUCUGGAUAUGAAUGAGUUCUACCUGGGUCUGAUACCACAGAAGGAGACUCGCAGAGUGGUGUUGCUCAGUGGGGGCUCAGGCUAGGGGGGUAGAGAGGAUACUACAGCCAGGGUCCUCAUCAGAGCCAAGGGUGGCUGGAGAUGUGCCUGUGUGAAAUCAUCCAAUGACUGGGGUGUCAUACUGUAUCACACAGUAACAUCUGUGCCUGGGCGGGGAGCUGUGUUUGGUGGCCGCUCCUCCCCUCUCAACCCAAUCAGAUCACAAUGUAACCUGCCUGACCCCGUUGCCCCUGACGGCCAGACAUCAGUGAGGCUAUCCUUGAAAAAAAUGACGUGUAGUGGCAACCCGCCUCAACCAAGAUGGAGUCACACUCUGACCAUGGUUUUCAGCAGGAAUCAUGCCUCAACAGCCUUCUCCGAUCUCUUCCUCAGAGGUCAGAACUUCCUGUUCGUGUUUGGAGGCAGAGGCAGAACUUUUGAUGCCCACUUCCUUUGUCUUGAUGGCCAGUGUUGGACUGAGAUUCCUAUAGAGGGUGAGCCUCGCUUCUCCCAUUCAGUCUGUUCAUGUGAAGGAGGGGCAGUGAUCUGUGGAGGUGAUCUGUGGAGGGUUGGGAGAGAAAGUGUUCUACUGGGGGAUACAGUCUUACUGAGGCCCACCACCACAGGCUUCUGCUGGGAGAAACUACACCUCCAACCCCCUCUAUUGGAUGAUGUUGGUGUGCCAGGGGUUGCUGUUACAGAUCUGACCAAAAGAGGCAGCGUGGAGCUCAGCCUGGACUCUGCUGUACCCUCGCCUCUCAUGCUGCACUCCUUCUGCUCGGCUCUCCUGGGCGACUCUGACUAGUCGACAACGAUGGCUCUGAUUGGUGGGGAAGGAAACUGCUUCUCUGUUGUGACUCAUCACAACCCUCACCCCAUCACUGUAGACCUGAAACCUGUUCUAUAA